Messenger RNA from Clonostachys solani, 459 nucleotides. The record is from the annotation of a GenBank genome assembly. Lineage: Eukaryota; Fungi; Ascomycota; Sordariomycetes; Hypocreales; Bionectriaceae.
AUGGCCGACAUCAAAGUGACCCCAGAGCUUCAAAAUGCCAGAAUGCCACCGAACCUAUCGCGUGAGGAAAGGCUGGCUUACAUGGCCAACCAUGUUGAAGCGAUUCAGAAGCUGAAUCCCGAGGCUGACAUGAAGCUGGAUACGGAUUGGUGGAAAGCCUCCGUCAACCUCAGCUCCGACAUCGAUGAAUCGCUUGAUGCCGAGACGAAGAGAAAGGUGAACGAAACGACCAUGAAGAUGUUCCAACCGGGGGCCGGACUAGACACCACCAAAGAAGUUCGCGAAGAAUUAAAAGAGCUUUUAGUGGACCAUGAAGAUAUCUAUAAAAGCCUCGAGGCUUCCCUGUUUGCGAAUGAGAAGGCCCUACAACAAGCACAAGAGAUUAUCAAGGAUCAGGUUGCCACAGGCGAAUUUGCGUUCCCUGGUGUCGCGGAACAGAAGAGCUCGGGUUCUCAGUAG